Messenger RNA from Scatophagus argus, 15219 nucleotides. RefSeq names its product Snf2-related CREBBP activator protein. Gene Ontology annotation, cellular component: Swr1 complex. Bases 592 to 13647 code for a protein of 4351 amino acids. The transcript has 35 exons. The record is from RefSeq and is a predicted model, not a curated record. NCBI's taxonomy places the organism in Eukaryota, Metazoa, Chordata, Actinopteri, Scatophagidae. Gene Ontology annotation, molecular function: histone binding; ATP-dependent chromatin remodeler activity; ATP binding.
UCUCGCGAGAUUUCACUGUGUUCUGUACUUUGUCAGCAGCAGCGGUCCUCCACCAUUUCGCUGCGUAAAGUCUCCUCCCCGCGACCGCUACAUUCUGCGCCGAAACCCAGUCUCUCCCGGUCCGUAUUUUAACUUCUUCCCACAGACCUAGUGGUACCUCGUUGGGUACCGGGAGACGGUUUGGAUUACUGACAUUACGGAUUGAGUGCGAUUUUACGCGGAUGACGACUCCUUCAACGAGAAUUUAGUAAAAGAAAAUUGGUCGGAAAUUUCAGAGUAUGUGGAGGGGACCCUAAUUUCAGCAUCCUGGAAGUAGAAAGCACAGAAGAUCUGUGUCUCACAUCACAGACAGGUGCAGUGUGUAGCCGGGGCAGCACAGAGGAAGGACGCUCUGGGGAGGAGGCGGUGCGGCAGCGUGCCCCUCCGGCUGUGGAUGUGCUGGGUGGCAACCCCCAGGCUGCACAGAAUGUGGCUGGGGAGUCAACUCGGCAUGCCCCGCAGCCGGUCGCAGCUGCCCCCCGCCCAGUCCCUCCGUUCACCAAUCCGUCCACUGUGCCAUUGCCAGAGAGCAACGACUCAGCAUUCCUCAGCAUGGAGGACGUCCCUCCAACCAACUUACAGGAGACCCUCCCGAUCAGAUGUGACUCUAAGGCCAGCACAUCGGAAGAAGUACCUGCCGAGGAGGGCGUUGUCGACGUUUCAAGAUCCUUGGCAACAUCCCUCAACGAGGACUGUAGUUCCUCUACUGAGAUGCAAAGGCUUCCAGCCCCCCUUUGUCCUCCUCUCAUCCCCGAUAAGCAGAUUGAUAGCACAGUGCAAGAGAUGCAUUAUGGGUCACAAACUGAUAAAGAGAAAAGCCACUCAAAUAAUCAGACAGACCAGAUUCAGCCACUUAGGGAAGGUGCUGGACUUGUGGUUAUUACGGGCACAAAGGAGAAACAGUCCGUCACAUUGGAAUAUAAAUCAGAGACUGCAACACACUUGGAACUUGGUGGAAAAGAGCACACAGGUGGAAAGAUUCUCCAUCAACAUCAGUCUCAAAUCAGUUUCCCAGCCUCAUCUCCAUCAGUCCCACAAUCAAGUGUUGCUUUCAAAGUCCAAGACACCACAGAACAUGCAGUUAUGGAGCAGUCUGACAGGGAUGCACUUGUCGACGUUAAUCAAGACAGCCAUAUACCUCCGCCAGGUGUUGCGGAGCAGGCAGGUGGUCAUCAGGACUCAAAAAAGUCCCUGCUGCCUUUACCCCCAUCUGACAACGGUGAGAUUAAACAAACUGACAUAUCAAAAACACAACCUAAAAUCAUCAAAGACCUCUCACAUGAUGCUAGGGAAAUACAGAAAACAAAUUCCGUGGAGCCAGGUGAGAUGUUUGAGCAUGUUAAAGAGCUUGUUGACUCUUCUCAUAAAGAAACCCAACCUCUUUCAGCUGAAAAACUUGAGACCCCACAGGCAGGAGAGUUGCUCCUAGGAUUAUGCACUUCUCCGGGAAAAGGAGGCUCAGUGUCCAGCAGUGCAGCUGGCAAAGAAGACGGUGACAUCCAGAGGAGCUGCUGUCCCCUUGAAGAAGAGCAGGUGGAGAGCAGCACGAGGGAAGAACAAACUGAAACAGCCACCUCCUCAUCUGACAUGUCAGUGCUGCCAGUGUCCUCUUCCACACAGGAGAGUUCCUCAAAACCCUCUGCUGCACCUCCUCUGUUUGACACAGGCCUAGUUGUCUCACUGCAGGCAGAGCAGGUUGUUGCAGCAGAAACAUCUCAUCCCUCUGACCAAGUCCUCACAACAGAGACACCACUGACUGCUGAGCUUGUGCAUUCAGCCAGUGCUCAAGAAAUUGUGGUUGUCAGAGAGGAGGCUCACAUAAGUGGGGACUGGUCUAACAUGCACCUGAAUCAGAGUUACCUCCUGCAACGAGAAGAUGGCAGCGUCUGUGAAGCUGCCAUUGUUAAUGAGCUGAGUUCUGAACUCGCUACUGGAGAACCAAAGCUUUUUGAAGAAAGUGUUCAGGCAGACAUUGAGUUGCACUCGCAUCCUGUGGAAGUGUAUGAAUUUUGCAGCCUGGUUGAGGAGGUUGCUGAGGAGACUGUCUGUGCUGGUAAUAGUGCACAGAUAGCUCACUCUCCAGGAUACGAGGUGAACUUAUUCAAUGCAUUACUAGAACAGUCAGAUGAUUACACUGUAAAAGAGGCGCUGGAGCCACAUCUUCAACCAUCUAUUCACACAAUUAAUGAAGGUGACACUGUCAUUAUUUCUCAGCAGUCCUUACCUUCAUCAACUGAAACACAGGCUCCCUCUAACAGUAAUUCCCAUAAUUUGUCAUUGCAAAACACAAGGAUGGCUGCUGUUGGGCAACACCUGGUAUUAGAUGCUAACCAAGCUGUUGAAGUGGCUAACUCAAGUGAGGUUUGUUUAGUUGAAGUAUCUGCUGUUGCUUCUGAAUCAUUCACUGUUCAACAGACAGAUACUAGUCUACAAAUUGUGACACACUGCUCACAGGUUGGUGCAGCAGUCCAAAACCAAACAGAGGUGAGUGAUUCUCCUGUAAUUCCAGCAGUGCCCCAAAAACAGGAAGUAGAAGCAACAGCUGGUGCAUUAACUCUCAUAUCCCCAGUGGUUACUGGUGAGGGCAUGGGGAUGGAGUCUGUUGCUGUUUCAGUGCAUGUUUCUCAUGUAGAAAAUCAGUCCCCGGGAGUUACUGUAGUUAGCGCCACAAAACCUGCUCUGACUCCAUCACGGAACAUUCAGGAUAUUGCUGUUUCCGCAGGAACCAAACCAGAGGCAUUUCAUGCCACUCACACCUCUGGUAUUAUAAAUCCAAAGCUGCUCCUUCUAAAACCAGGAGAAACUCCUGUCCUGAAACACCCACCCUCCCUUUUGGCACAAGUGUCCAACCAGCAGAAUGUGGCCACCAGUCUGGUCAAUACCCACAGCUCUUGGUCUGGUACAGUGUCUGAGGAGUGCCUUCCCCAAACUGUCUCAGCAGCAGACUCUUUGUGUGCGUCUGUGCCUCUUGGCAGCCAGAAAGAUCAGAUGCAGUUCUCUGUCGAUAAAACUUCUGUGACCACAUCUCUGCCUGUCAAGGUACAGCAGCCGAUUGUGAGCAGUGACAUCUCACUUCAUCUUGACCAGACUGCAUCUGUCUCUAGCAAAUCUGACAAAGAGGCCUUAACUAUUACUAAAAGUCCAACAAGUGAAGCAGAUCCUGCGUCCCAAGAUGUCAUCUGCCCUACAGAUGCCUCCCCACCCGUUACGCCUCAUACCCUUUACAUGUUCACAGCAGCAGUGGAAAGCGAAGGCACAGUCAUGGCAUCUACCAGUCCUGUUGACCCCAGCAGCCAAACUGGCUCCCCUUAUGUGGAGGAAGAGAGUGAGGACAUAGAGCAGGAUGAACCAACGGGAGAAACUGAGGUUCAGGAAGUUGCUUCUGGUCAGGUCAGCAGUCCAGAGGAAGGCAGUGAUGAGGAUGCUGACGCCGACAAAACGGAAAGCGAGAUGACCACCCCAAGUUUAUCUCACAAGCAUGGACAGAGCAGGACAGACAGAAAAGCACUGUUCCUUAAGGUACGCCAGUGGAUAGCAGACAGGGUCACUACAAAUUCAUCUCCCAUCUCACCUUCCACCUCCUCUUCGUACCCUGGUCCCUCAGCUGUCAGUGAUUGGUCCACCCCACGGCGGGAGAGGUCCUCACCUCUCAGAGGUCCUCAUGGGAAGUUCGUUUCUCCUGCCUCUGUCUGUGGCUACAGUUCCUCGUCCCCACCAGAUCAGGCCACGCCUCAAAGGCCCCGUGGAGAGCGUCACACAGACAUGGCAGAGCUUGCUAAGCAUGAAGCAGACAUCGAGCAUCGAACCCAGGCCCUGAAGCGAGAGGGCUUCUGGUCAACGAAGCGCCUCACCCGCCUGACGGAACCACCUCGACCGAAAGUUCACUGGGACUAUCUGUGUGAGGAGAUGCAGUGGCUGUCCGCUGACUUCGCACAAGAGAGGCGCUGGAAGAGAGGGGUGGCUAGAAAGGUGGUGCGAAUGGUCAUGCGACACCACGAGGAGCUGAGGCAAAAAGAAGAAAAGGCCAAGAGAGAUGAGCAUGCUAAAAUCAGAAGAGUUGCCUCGUCUAUAGCAAAGGAAGUCCGGGCUUUCUGGAGCAGUGUUGAGAAGGUGGUGCAGUUUAAGCAGCAGUCUAGACUGGAGGAAAAGAGGAAGAAGGCUUUGGACCUUCAGCUGGACUUCAUUGUUGGCCAGACAGAGAAAUACUCAGACCUCCUCAGCAAGUCUCUUGCACCCACCAGGCCUGCUGAAACUGUCCCUCUGAGUCCCCAGAAAUCUCUGCCACCUUCUGUUGAUGAGGAUGACAGAGACUUUGAGCCUCCCUGUGAGGAGGAGGAUGAUGAGGAGACCAUAGAGGUGGAGGAGCAGCAAGAGGGCAAUGAUGCUGAGAGCCAUCGGAGGGAAAUUGAACUGCUGAAGGAGGAGAGCCUCCUGCCCCUGGACCAAUUACUCAGCACCCUCAAUCUGCCACAGGAGUCAGGCUCAGAUGAAGAAUGCUCUGAUGAAUCCUCUUCAUCCGCGGAGGAGGAAGAGGAAGAUGGUGAAUUCACUGCCAAUGAAGAGGAUGCUGAGGAUGAGGAGGACACCAUAGCUGCCCAGGAGAAGGUCGAAGGGAGUGUUGAUCAUGCAGAAGAACUGGAUGACUUAGCCAGAGAGGGCGAUAUGAGUGUUGAGGAGCUGCUGGAGAAGUACAAAGGAGCGUAUGCCUCCGACUUCGAGCCUCCUUCUGCAUCUGGCUCUAAAGCGAGCUCUGAUUCGGAGGUGUCUGGGGAUGAGGAGGAGGAGACUGAAGAAGAUGAGAGUGAUGCAGAAAGCAACACUUCCUCCUCAGAUUCACCAGGAGACAGUGCAGAAGACGAUGACAGUGAGAAGGAGGAGAGUGAGGAAGAAGAUGGGGAUGAUGACUGUGGAGAUGAAGGCAUGGAGCUCCUGCUAAAGGAGGGAGACAACAGCCCACCUUCCUCAAGCUCACGUCCGAAGAAAGAGAUCAGCCAUAUUGCUGCUACUGCAGAGAGCCUGCAGCCUAAAGGCUACACUCUGGCUACGACAAAAGUCAAGACUCCCAUCCCGUUCUUGCUUCAUGGCACAUUACGAGAAUACCAGCAUAUUGGACUCGACUGGCUGGUCACCAUGUACGAGAAAAAGCUCAAUGGCAUCCUGGCUGAUGAGAUGGGUCUGGGCAAGACGAUCCAGACCAUCGCUCUGCUCGCCCACCUCGCCUGUGAAAAAGGUAACUGGGGCCCUCACCUUAUCAUUGUCCCCACCAGUGUGAUGUUGAACUGGGAGAUGGAGCUAAAACGCUGGUGUCCUGGGUUCAAAAUCCUUACCUACUUUGGCAGCCAGAAGGAGAGAAAGCUAAAAAGACAGGGCUGGACUAAGCCUAAUGCUUUCCACGUGUGCAUCACUUCGUACAAGUUAGUGCUGCAGGAUCAUCAGGCCUUCCGACGCAAGUCUUGGCGGUACCUGAUUCUUGACGAGGCACAAAACAUCAAGAACUUCAAGUCCCAACGCUGGCAAAGCCUGCUGAACUUCAACAGCCAUCGCCGCCUGCUGCUGACUGGAACUCCUCUCCAGAACAGCCUGAUGGAGCUGUGGUCUCUGAUGCACUUCCUCAUGCCCCACGUCUUCCAGUCCCACCGCGAGUUCAAAGAGUGGUUCUCCAACCCGCUGACUGGAAUGAUCGAAGGCAGCCAGGAGUACAACGAAGGUCUGGUCAAGAGGCUUCACAAGGUGCUGAGGCCAUUCCUGCUCAGGAGGAUCAAGGUUGAUGUGGAGAAGCAGAUGCCCAAGAAAUACGAGCAUGUGGUGCGCUGUCGCCUCUCCAAGAGACAGCGAUUUCUCUAUGAUGACUUCAUGGCGCAGGCCUCGACCCGGGAAACGCUGGCCAGCGGUCACUUCAUGUCUGUGAUUAACAUCCUAAUGCAGCUCCGCAAAGUGUGCAACCACCCCAACCUGUUUGACCCUCGACCCAUCCAGUCUCCCUUCAUCACGAAGCCCAUUGUUUUCCUUACAGCCUCCCUGGUGCAGGACGCCCUGGAGGUCCCACCCUUAAAGCGUUGCGACCUUUCUAUGUUUGACCUUAUUGGAUUGGAGAGCCGUAUGUCCCGGUACCAGGCAGAUGUCUUCCUGCCACGCCACAAGGUCAGCCGCCAACUAAUCCAGGAGAUCGUGGACUCUCCUGAACCCCCUCCAAGACCCAAACCGGUCCGCAUGAAAGUCAACAGGAUGUUCCAGCCGCCCCCUAAAGGUGAUAAUCGACCUGUUCUACUGAUGAACAAACCUACCUGCUCUGUGCCCCCUGCAGCUCAGACCCCCAAACCUCCUGCAGUUACUGAAGUCACCUCAGCUCCGGCACCUGCGCCUGUAGUUCAACAAGUGGUGUGCUCAGUGGCGACCACGCCCCCUCCUCGACCACCCAUGCAUCUUACGGCUCAAACUGCAGUGAGAUCCAGUGCACCAAAGCCGGUGCUGACUGUACGGCCUCCCGCUGCUUCCUGCACAGCAAGCAUCUCAGCUCAUCCAAAUCCAAACCCCAGCAACAUCAUGCCCCAGAGGGUUCUGCUCAGUCCAGAUAUGCAAGCUAGGCUGCCUUCCGGUGAGGUAGUGAGCAUAGCCCAGCUCGCUUCUUUGGCCGGGCGACCUGUGUCCUCGUGUCAGGGCAGUAAACCCGUCACCUUCCAGCUUCAGGGAAACAAGCUGACUUUGUCUGGAGCCCAGAUCCACCAAGUCCCAGCAGCUCCUGCACGCCCAGUUCAAGGUAAUGUGAUGCACCUGGUGUCCAGCGGAGUGCAGCACCACCUCAUCAGCCAGCCUGCCCAGGUGGCUGUCCAGAGCACAGCCAGCACACAUCCUGCAAGCACCUCUGCUGCCCUCCCAGCGAAUCGGCUCGCUCACAGUGCCCCCUCGCAAGUGACGCCGUCCAUGGUGAGCAGCCCUGGCGUCGUGAAGAUCGUUGUGCGUCAGACAGCAGGCAAGGAGGGCGGGCCUGUGCCCACGCUGGCCGUGGCCCCUUCCCCUCGUGUUGCUCCUCAGGCAUCCCCUUCCUUGCACCCUCACGCCACCACAACCCCUAUCAGAAACACUGCUCCACUGCAAAUCGCCCAGCGCACCCCUGGUCCUGCCACUGCCCACUACACCAUAGCUCCUCCUGGAAACCCUGGCUGCACCCCGAACCAGCCCCACCCCCCUCGCCCUGUCCUCAAAGUAGUGCAGCCUCCUUCAUCAAGCGCAGAGCAGCCAGCUCCAGUUCAGAUGACCUCCUUGUCCUCUGCGUCCAAGUCUUCAACAGCACCGCGUGACAACAGCAGCAGUCAGACACCACUUACCCCAAAGUCGAGGCCUAGUACAGGUGCAAAAGCCCAACCUCCACCCAGGAAAGUGCCUCGCCCACCUCCUCGCUCUCCCUUCUACAUGACGUGGCUGGCAGAUAGCCUCCAACAGCAGCGUGACAGCCGACUGGACUUCAUCAUUCGAGUCAACGAGCGUCACUGCGGGGCAAAGCCCAUGUAUGGCCGGGAGGUUUUGGACUUUCUGACGUUUCUCCCUGGUCCCCGACCCAAGCCAGCCCCUGUGAGCUCUCAGGGGGAGUGGGGCCGCUCAGGCCAAAGCAGCUGCCUGCUCGCACAGUGGCAAAACAAACACAACUACUGGUCUCAGAGUCACGCCGUGAGGGAGGCCAUCCUCAGCAUUGAGGACAGGCUGGAGCUGCUCAGUGAUGUCAUAGACAGGUUUACAUUUGUGAUUCCCCCGGUGGAGGCUCCUCUGAUCUCCAUGCACUGUUGCCAUCCUCCUCCCUCCCUGAACCAAAAGCAGGCAGCCUUCUCCUCCAUGCUGUCAAGUCAAGUCGCUCCACUUACUCGCAGUCUCCAUCGUAUCCAGUGUAACAUGAGGACCCAGUUCCCGGAUCUGAGGCUCAUACAGUAUGAUUGUGGUAAGCUGCAGACUCUCCACACUUUGCUGCGAAAGCUGAAGACUGGAGGCCACAGGGUGCUGAUCUUCACUCAGAUGACACGUAUGUUAGACGUACUGGAGCAGUUCCUCAACUACCACGGACACAUUUACCUCAGGCUAGAUGGCAGCACACGCGUGGAGCAGAGACAGGCCCUCAUGGAGCGCUUCAACGCAGAUCGGCGCAUUUUCUGCUUCAUUUUGUCGACUCGCAGCGGAGGUGUAGGGGUGAACCUGACUGGGGCCGACACAGUGGUAUUCUACGACAGUGACUGGAACCCUACCAUGGAUGCCCAGGCACAGGACCGCUGCCAUCGAAUCGGCCAGACCAGAGACGUCCACAUCUACAGGCUGAUCAGCGAGCGCACAGUGGAGGAGAACAUUUUAAAGAAAGCCAAUCAGAAGAGGAUGUUGGGGGAUAUGGCUAUAGAAGGAGGAAACUUUACCACCGCCUUCUUCAAACAGCAAACCAUCCGAGAGCUGUUUGAUAUGAACGACGGGGAGAAGAGAGAGGCAGCAGUGGAGCUAUCAGUGCCACAAGCUGAGGAGGAGGAAGCUGUCAACAAACAGAGCACCAUCAUUCUGGAGCAGGCCUUGUGUCGUGCUGAGGAUGAGGAGGACAUAGUAGCAGCUUCUCAGGCCAAAGCAGAGCAGGUGGCAGAACUGGCGGAGUUUAACGAGAACAUACCACUGGAUGACGGAGGGGAACAAGAGGAAGUGGAGGAGCUAUCCAAGGCGGAGCAGGAGAUAGCUGCUCUGGUGGAGCAGCUCACUCCUAUUGAACGCUACGCCAUGAACUUCCUGGAAGCCUCAUUAGAAGAUGUAUGCAAAGAGGAGCUGAAGCAGGCUGAGGAGCAAGUGGAGGCUGCCAGGAAGGGCCUGGACCAGGCCAAGGAGGAGGGCCUAAAGCUUCACGCUUCAUCCGAUGACGACGACGAUGACUUUUUGUCACCACCAGCCUCUGUGGAGCCUGCUCAGCCAGCCCCGGCUCGCCGUGGCCGUAAACCCAAGGACAAGGACAAGGACAAGAUUGUCACCUCCACAAGGACUAGUGGUCGGUUGCGUGGGGCCUCGCCUGAAACUGAGCCUGAGCCUACGACCCCCAGAGAAGUGCCUGAAAGACUCCGCUUUGGUCUGAGAGGACGAGGAACUGCCAAAGAUGCUGGUACUGUGUCUGCCACCCCCUCCCGCACAGACCAUCACAAAACCACCACAUCCUCCAGGCUUCAGGAUUCUUCCAAAUCCUCAAAAGCCUCAUCUCCUGCCAGAGAUCAGCAGGUCACCAAAACCAGGAUUUUACCAAACCGCUCCCAUCCCAGUCCAGUGCCUUCCCCUCCGACGACAUCUCCCCCUGGAGGGAAACAACAGUGUGCUGCAGAGACUGACAGUAAGAACUCCAAAGCAGGUGGAGAGGAGAAAGAGGAUGAGAAUGAGAGGAGGGUGUCUGAGUCAUCACUAGAGUCAAGCUGCCCAGUGGACCAUCAGGCAAAAGAUGAUGACAGCAAAGAGCACAGCGCCAUGUCUCCACCCUCUACCAGCUCUCGAUCGCCUCGAAAGCGUCAGUCAGCAGAUGGUGAAGUCCUGCGGGGCCUGGUUGAAGACUCCCCGUCAGCCAAAGUCCUGCGGAAGCUUCCAGGAAGGUUAGUCACGGUGGUGGAGGAGAAGGAGCCAAAAAGGAGGCGGCGGCGAGGAAGUGGCACUGGCGGUGGAGCUUCUUCAGAAGAGGCAGCUGUGGAGGAGAACACUGCUGGACUCAUUGACGACCCGAACAAAGGCAGCACAUCACCGAGCCACGACACCAAAACUAAAGGGAACGUUAUUAACUCUCCUCAAGACCAAGACUCCACUCCCAGUCUGUCUGUGCACCCACAGCCUGUCAGAGGUUAUCCUCCAUACUCCCCACCGCAUCUUUCUCCUGACAUGCCUGUGCUGAGAAAUCUUCCUGUACGGCGCCGGUUAGAAACUGAAUCUCGCAUGGCUGCACAGCUGGGAGAGCAACAGCAGCAUGUGGGACGAGGAAGGGGAGGGAACCAGUCCAGAAAAACGGACAUAGCACCAGGCAAAGACACCACUUCAGCCUCUACAGAGUCCAGUGUGAACUCUCUUGUGACACCUCUGAAAAGAAAGAGGGGCCGGCCCCCUAAGAUCCCUCCAAGGUUACCUGAGCCUGAAAACACAGUGACCCCUUCCACACAGCCCACCUCGCCAAGUGAGGACGGAAACCCCCCUCUCUCCCCGAAACGUAAGAGAGGUCGUCCUCGCAAAGACUCUGCAAACCUGCCAGAAACUGGUGGCGAUGGACAGAACUCUAGAAAUGAGACCACCACCACUGGUGUAUCGAGUGUAUUAAAAACUGUUGCUAGCACAGAGCCAACAGUCCAAUCCCCACACAAGUCAGAAACCCCCACUGAUGCUAUUAUCACUACAAGUCAGACCUCCCAGUCUGCCAAAGCUGGUGAAACAGACCCUAAGUAUGAGUUUUCAGCCAGUGCUCCAAAUCCAGCUCAGUCCUCCACAGCAACAGAUCAACCAUCCACACCUGUCUCAGCUUCACUACAAGCACCCACAGCACCUGCACCCCAGGUGAUCGCACCACUUCCUGUGGUUGCCUCCACAUCAGCCUCGGCGCAACUCAUUAUUUCAGCUCUGCCAACGCUUCAAAACCAAGACAAAGCAUCAAACCAGGUUUCCUCUACAUCUUCUUUCACACUCUCCACGACCCCAGUCAGUGCUAUCCCCACCACAACCCUGUUGCCACCUGCCGGCACUGUCACAUCACCAACUCUGAGUGUAAAACCAACACUUUCCUCGGCCUCCAAAUCUCCUGUUGAGCCCAAAACUUCAAUUUCCGCAAGUGUGAAAACAACAGGAACAGACUCUGCCAAAACCACCACAGUUUCCACACCAGCUGCUACCACUCCAUCCACUCUGUUAUCACCUCCCCAGACUGUCAAAGCAGCUCCAACAUCAGACGCUGCUGCGCCGGUCACAACAGCUACUGUUGUAGCAGAAACAGUUAGUGUUACACCAGCAGUCACCACCACAGUUAAAUCAGUCCCAGCUAAAACUACAACUAUAGAGGACUUGCCACAAGCUUCUGCUCUGUCAUCUUUCACAUCCACCCCAGCUUCUCAAACAGCCACCUCUGCUGCCACCCAAAAGGUGUCAGCUACAGCUACAAACCCAAGUGGAACUUCACCAAAACCAACCUCUGCAUCUUCUCCAACUACAGCAACAAAUAUGACAACAGCAGUAAAAACUAGUCCAUCAAACACAGGUCAAAGUACUGUUCCCACUACAGGUCCUACCUUGUCUGACAACAUUUCUACAACAUUACCAGCAGCAGCACUCUCAUCAUCUGCUGCAAAAGAACUUCCAUCAUCUCCAGCCCAAGCAAAGACUAAUGUGACAACUACCGAAGUCCCUACCAAACCAGUCUCACCACCACCACUAACAACAACAGUUCAAGUAGCUACAGAGAAACAGGUAGCAACAGUUUCAGCUAACCCUCCCGCUGCACCCCUCUCUGUCAGCACCCCCUUCCCCUCUACAACUUCUGCCAACAUAACAACCACAGGCAAGGCUAAGACAGUUACAGUAACAACAGAGGGAGUCCAAGUAACAACCCCUGUAGGAGCAGCCUCUUCCAAAGAACACAUGACUUCAGCUACCCCUUCCACAACUGCUGAAAAGAUCCCACCGCCACUAACAACCUCCACAGGUGCUAUGGCAGCUUCAUUAUCAACAGUCACAACGACUACAUCAUCCACAGAAAAAUCCAUUGCAGUUGCUACCACAGAUGUCACAACUACCCAAGCGUCUACUACCAAAGCCACCGCAGGUCCUCCUGUGCCCACCUCAGAAACCUCUGCAGUCACUUCGCUGCAGACACAAAGCUCUGCAUCCACCAGUGUUUCCCCAGAGUUAUCCCCACCAGACCAGACAGAGUCUCUGCCCAAGGUACCCACUUCUAGUGUUUCAUCUGAGAAGCAAUCCUUAGAGUUAGUCCAGGAACCAUCUGAAGGUGACCCUGACAGGGUGACAGAAAUGGAAGUAGAUGUUGUGGAGGCUGAAGCAAGGAGAAGCAAGGAGGAUGAUGACAAAAAGCAUGACAUCUCUAAACCUCGGUCUAAAAGGAGAAGGAUGGAGAGUUCCUUUGAGACCAAAGACUUUGAGCCAGGAAUGGAAGGAACAGAUGGAGAAACACAGUCUAUGACUGCUUCUCAGAAAAAAGAACCGAAGCAGCAGGCAGUGGAGCAAACUCCUGAAAAUCAGAAAACUCCAAUCCAGAAAAGGCCUCUUAGCCGUCAGAGUAGCCAAGAAUCUGCUCGCUCCUCUUCGCCAUCAUCUGGGUGCUCUACAUCAACACUUACUCGUCACGCCCACCACAAGAGGACUUAUGAAAAUAGACAUCCCACCAAAAAGAAGCGAAAGGACAUCACCUCAGAAACGGGGAAAGACGAGAAAAAGGCAGAGGGUGGGGAGAAGACGGAGGAAGGCAGCGAGAGGGAACUCACCAUUGCUCCCUCUCGGAGAAGGCGUUCCAGGUCUUCCUCCUCCUCCUCCGACUUUGACAACAGUGAGAGCAGGAAGGAGCACCGGUUGACUCGUUCAGCCAAGCACAGGCUACAAGCUCAGGAGAGGGAAAAGGGAAACACCCAGCAAGGAAAGAAACGUGGCCGCAGCUCGGACAGAAACGCAUCGAACAACACCAACACAUCCACAGGUGGAGAUUCUGGCAGUGAUACAUCUUCAGUCCGGAUCACCAGGAAGUCUGCGGGAUCUCAGCCUUCGCAAGACAGUAAAGCUCAGACUAACAGCACACCCUCAUUGCCUCCUGAGCCCCAAGUUCUGGGAAAGAGAUGCUCGGCACUCAAUGCAGCAGCAAAACUCCUAGCAAUGAAAGGCAGGGUGGAUACCCCUGGCCACACCACUCGGAAAGAAUCGGGGGCUAAGGCCGCUGGGACUUCCCCCGCCUCCUCUUCUGACAAGAACCAAAAGCCUAAAAGCAAAAGUGUACCAGCCUCCCCUCAGAGUAACUCUGUAAAUUCUACUAAUAGUAAAAGCAGUGGGAGCAAACCCUCAACACCCAAUCAGACAAGCCGCUCUGCUUCCCGCUCCACCAGACAGUGCCCUGGUUCUCUGGUUCCACCCCUGGAAGUGGAGUACAAGAGGUCCAAAGCAGAAGAAAAGGAGAGGGGGUGUAGGAAGUCAUUAGGGGGAAAGGAAGGUGAGGCAGAGGUGCAGUCCUUGUCCCGGGGUCACAGCGCCUGCAGCAGCAUGAGCAGUGAUGGCGAGGGCGACGGCGGUGGACGUAGCAGCAGGAGCCGCAGCAGCAGCAACAGCAGCCAGCGUACCCACAGCAUCAGCUCUCAAAACACAGAGCACAGAGAGUCCCGUGCUGCUUCCUCUGGCAGCGAACGCAGCUCGGACCGGACAAAGACUAGAGACAGAAAGGAGAAGCGGGGCCAGCAAAGGGAGAGUCAUCCGGACAGCAGGAGGUCUCAGAAGCUCUCGCAGGAGGUGACCAGCAGUUCGGGAACAGAGGGGACACCGGACAGGGUGCUGCGUAGUGUCGCGGCACUCGCGGCAGUGCAGGCUCGCUCACCGGCCGCAAGCACCCGCUCCUCUUCUAGUCAGCAUCGUCACAACAAGACAUGAUAGGAGUGCCAAAAGGGGAAACAAUGGAGACGAGAGUGUUGUUGCAGAGCACGAUACGAGAGCAUGUCACGACCUCCUGUUUUGUCUGCACUCUAAUGAAUGCCAGGGAACUGAGUGCUGCACAAGCCAGGGACCUCCCCUGUCUCUUGGGCCCUCUCCCGUUCCAACUGGAGCUGGUCCCCUCGCCAGCUCAGCCAUUGUCAGCUGGGGGAAGGUUCAGGGAUGCCAGACUGAGAGUUUUAAAAAAAAAGUGGCGUCACAUUUGUGCGUCCAUAAACGGACAGCGAGACGAUACAGUGGAUUAACUCACCACUGGGACUUGAGGGGGACGAAGGUGUCAAGAGGUAAUAAAGGAAAGCUGUUAGUUCACAUUAUGUACUGUAAUCAUUAAAGACUGGAACACUCAGAUCUUAUGUGUUAAGAUGGAUUAUACAGCACCCUCUUAUUAGGGUUAUAAAUGGAAAGUCAUUUGUGUGACAUUAAAAACUUUUGGGUGACCAGUUGUAUUGUAAGUUGGAGGUUUUAGAAAGUUUGGUUUUGAAAAUUUCGUCAGCUGUCCUGACUAUUGUUUCUUUGUAGUCAGUUGAUAAGUUAUGCAUAUUUUAUUAUUUCUUCCAGGGUAUUAGGAAGAGAACUGAUCUGUCAAUGUGAUCUUUGCUGCACUAUGCUGGAGCUUGUCUUUUUUUGCUUGCCCCCCCGUCAGUUUCUGUUCAUUGGAUUAUUUUUUAAAUCCAGCCUUGCAUUUCUCAUUUGCACAUCUGAUAAUGUGGCCCUCAGCUUCUGAGUACAUUGUGGUGUAGUAAUCGACUUCAGUCAAUUAAUUGGUCCCUGGUACCUCGCGAUGUAUCUCUGCUGUUCGAAAAUGUAUUAAUUGAGGUUGCAAAUUGCCUUGAGGACGUUACAUCUUUUGCUCCGCACCACAGACCUGGAGCAGAAAAAAAAUCCAAUUUCCUUUUCCUAAUCUUCCCAAAGGCAGUUAUUGUUACUUUGUCAUGUAUUUAUAUUGAAAGGGCAAGAAAAUGCUAUUGAAAUUAAGAGUGCCUCUUUGGCCAAAUGGGUUUGAACCUCAGAUUGCCUUGUGAAGCACCUGAAGCAGGGGUGUUGAGCUUCUCUUGUUAUUUAAAAAAAAAAAAAAAGAAAAAAAAAGACAAAACAGGAAAAAAAAGAUUAAACUUCCCUCCUCUUCAUCUUCCUCCUCCUCCUCCCCAGAAAAUGUCCAGAAAAGCACCCUGUGCAUCAGUGCAACCAAAUUGUUUUAAUUUUUCACCUGGAUUUUCGUCACCGUCACUUCAUUGCUCUACAUUCAUGUAAAAAGAAAAAAAAUACUUGGACAAAAUAUGUGAAUAAAAUUACUGGUACAGUUCCAGAUGACUGUAAAUUGUCGAUUUCCUUUUGGACUGUCUAAGCUACUUUGAGCGAAGGUGAUAUUUUGGGUGGGUGGGUAGUUUAUGGUGAUGGUCUUAUUUUUGAUUUGUCUCUUCAUUUGUUGCAUUCCUUUGAUCCCUUGUAAUUCCACAUUGUUUUACUUGAAAAAUUAAGGCAAUUACAGUUGAAUAAAAAGACCAAAAAUUA